AUGUUCGAGUCUCCACAAACUCUGUGGAACUGUAUGACUUUGGCUACUUUAUCGAUUCUCACGAGAUCGCAUCACACCGACCCGGGACAUGACAGCAUCAACGAAACUCAAGUGGCCAGCGCGAAUGAAGUGCUCAACUUUGGCAAUCUGAACACCUUCGACUUCCCUUUCGCAUUGUACCGCCCUUGCGUCUUGGAAUCAUGCUCCGACCCCCGGUUUGGAGGUUGCUCCCCAAAUGUCACCGAAUUCCUAUCACAUCCAGUCAAUACCUCCAGGAUUCGCAGCUUUGCCAAUGUCAUGAGCAGAGACUACUGCGGAUUUUCUGAUCCAGGAAUUGAUUACGACAUUGCCGGACCAGGAGUUAUGAUUGCUUACUUCUUUCAGUUCGGCCUCGCGUUCUUUUUCUUUUUUGCCCUGAAGACGACGACGAGCUGGGUCAAGAGUUGUGCCCACAAACGCCUAUCGGGUACCGCAUUUGCCGAAACUAUCCGUCGUGCAAUCAUCGAUCUCCAAGAGACUCAGGCUGCCUUUUUAGUUACCAUUGCCAUCGCAGCGAUCGCCACCUUCCGGGGCAAAGAAGGAACAGGUCUUGCCAAUAUUCCCACCGUGGUUUCUUGGAUAACGAACGACACUAUUCUGAGGGGAAUAGUCGCAGCAGGAUCCUAUCCGCUGCUUCUCAUCCAGCUAGCCCUUCAUGCAGCAGGAAAGCGAUGGUUGUACACUCUGUUGUUCGUCGUUGUUAACCUCAUUUUGGUCUCCAUCAUGCAUCUUCCAAAGGACAUCGACCCGUCGACCCUGCUGCCGCAUUUCGAGGAUGCAGCUGAGAAUCUUGGAAGCUGCGGAAGCCAUGCUGGCCCAAUGACCUUUUGUCAGAGAUUUCGCCAACGCAACACGGUAAAAAAUCCAAUCACGCAACCGGAUCUUUUCUUCUUCAUCACGUCGAGACACCCGCAAUUUAUAUAUUUGAUCUCGGGCUGCCUCGUGCUUGACUGGACUACAGUUACCAUUCUCAAGCGUUGGAAUCAUCAGCCCCGUUCUGAUACGAUCAUCCGAAAUCUAUCAUUCAUAACGCCAAUAUACGAGGUCUUUUGGGCGCUCCUAGAAGUUGCCACUUUCGCAAUGUGCGUGUUAUCUCUUGUGGAAAUCAAGGCCUUUUGGGACGUCUUGAGAUCAAUUGGAGAAGGUCCCAAAAGCGAAACAAAUAUCAACAAUUGGGGGUUCGGUCAGUUGAUCGCGGUUGCGGUAUGGUUUCCUGUCAUACUGAAGCUGUGUUGUUCCCUUGUCUGUAAGUGA
Colletotrichum gloeosporioides is the source of this 1293-nucleotide messenger RNA. RefSeq lists its product as uncharacterized. The record is from RefSeq and is a predicted model, not a curated record. Bases 1 to 1293 code for a protein of 430 amino acids. NCBI's taxonomy places the organism in Eukaryota, Fungi, Ascomycota, Sordariomycetes, Glomerellales, Glomerellaceae. The transcript has 3 exons.